This is a messenger RNA of Cladocopium goreaui, 915 nucleotides long. Lineage: Eukaryota; Dinophyceae; Suessiales; Symbiodiniaceae. The record is from the annotation of a GenBank genome assembly.
AUGUGCGAGUUUCACGGCAGAUGGCGACGACUUUGGCAUCAGGCCCUGUCAGAGAAGGAAGCGUUGAAAGACAAACUUCAGGCGAUGGGGGAGGUGAUCAUCGGGUGGGUUCAGAUUGGCAUCUGGAACAUUUUUCAAAGGACCAGGGUCUGGGAAGGCAAAGGUCUGGUAUUGACUUUAGGUGGUGGGGACGCCAUACCUUGCACGGCUUCUUGGAAGGCUGCAGCAAGUUCUUCCCGAGCCAAACAGGACUCGGAGAGUGACUCCAAGAUAAAGGCGCAAGAAGCCAAGAUUGAGGUGACAUGGGCUGAGGGGAUGGCUAUUGGUGAGUUGCAAAAGAAGCUGGAGGAAACUCAAGAUCAGCUGGACCAGGCGCAGGGUGACCUGGAGCAGGAACAGCUGGAUGCAGCGGAGGCCCUGGUCUCGGCAGGGGAGGACCUGAAUCAGUUGGAGCAGAGGACGGAUAGUCAAAAUCGACACCUGGAGGCGCAACUGGCUGAGAUGGUGGAGUUCAACGCCUCGGCAGAGGAAACGGUGGAUCUUCUCACCCAGGAGUUGGAAGAAUUGAAGGCAUCCACUGCAGAGCAGCUCGCAGAAAGUGAAAACCGGAGGAAAGAGCUGGAGUUCCACCUUGAGGACACGGAGCAGCGCCUGGCUCGGGCACAGGACGAUCUGUCGCAGCGUUCCUUGGAUGCGGCCGAAGCCUUGACGGAGCUGGGGGAGGAGCUGGCGAAGGCGCAAGCACAAUCACAGGCAUCUGAAGCAGAGCUUUUCCGCUUGCGUUCUUUGCUCGAAGACACCUCCGAGACCAGCGAGCCUUUGGGGCCUUUGUUGAUUUUGCCUGAGGAUCGGAUGCUCUCGCCCAAGUCGGUGGCUGCAACCAUCCACACAUCUGAAGGCAGCCCCUCGCCCUAG